CCCACUCUGCAUUCUGUUAAACCAGCACCUCCCUCCUCCUUCCGUAUAAACAGACUGAUCGAUAGAGAGCGAGAAUACAUACACAGUAAAAACUGAUCGGGACACCCACUCCUUCUCCGGCGGAACCAUAUAUAUUCAUAUCAAUCGUCUGUUCCCUCUCCGGCGCGGUGACCGACCAGGCCAGCUUUGUUUCUGUCUCAUCAGGUAUUUGAUUUCACAAAUCCUCCUCCUCCUUAAUUCCUGUGCGGAUUGGUUUGUGUGUGUGUUUAAUUAUGUAAUUAGUUGUUUGCAUGCAAAAAAGGUGCCGGCGCUGUCUCUGGCCACGGCUCUUUUUUUCUUCUUCUCCCUCCCUCGCUUUCAUUUCUCUUGUUGCUUUUUCAGAUUAAUAUUCCGGAUUUUUGCAAGCGUGUGAAAUCCCAUCGAAAAAGCUCUGAUUUUCUUUUAGGUGAAUUAAUUCAGCGUUCCUUAAGCGAUUCGUCCGUAAUUUUUUGUUUAUCUCUUGUUUGUUAGAAGGUCGAUGUUCCGGACCGAAUAGGUAAUUUAACAUAAAGAAGUGAAGGAUAUACAAGGCGGGCAGAGGCUGUUGUUGUUACACUUGUGAACAUGCAUGAAUGGGUGCAAUUAAUGCAACAACAACAGAAAAAAUGACAAUUUUCCGAUUUUGAUUGAUUGAUUGCUGAAAAAACCCAAUAGAAAGUGUUAACAUUUAAAGACGACGAUGCCACGUCUGCAAACACGCUAAGCUAAUUGUUAUCCAUCUGGUUCUCCAUAUUUAAUUUUCUUUCAAUAAUAAAAAUCCAUAAUUUCGAUAAAUUCCUGGAGAUAUUUAGCCUUUAUUGUAGGAUCAAGGGCCUGAUCUCAGUUAUUUAGGGAUGACAAUUUCGACCUGACCCGAUUUACCCGACCUGUUUGACCUGUUUUGGGGCGGGGCGGGCAUGGGUACCUCUCAUCGACCCGACCUGCCCUGACCCGCCCCAUUCUCGACCCGUUCUUGCCUAAAUAUAAUAUUAGUUAAAUUACUUAAGAUUUUCUUCUUAUUACAUUAUAUUUUAGCUAUAAUAAAGUUGUAAAUAAGGAAAACCUCAAUUUCUUCAAUAAUUUAACUACAUUUUAUCAUAUUAUGGUUUCUUUCUUGGUCUUUCAAUGAAAAGAACGAAUAUUUCUAAUGUUUUUCACAUAAAUUACAUAUCCAAUGGGUCGACCUGCCCCGACCCACGCCCCGUGAUAAAUUACCCGACCUGGACCCGACCUGCCAUGGGGCGGAUACCCGCCUCGAACCUGCCACAUUGCCAUUCCUACAGUUAUUUGAGUUGACCCCUUCAUUAUCUCAUCUCAAUCCCCUAAAAUCCUCGCCUUCUGUUCAACUUUCUAUUUAUCUACGUCUCUAAUUUUGAUUUCUAUUUAUAGGAAAUAGUAAAUAGUAGCCAAAUACUAGGCAACCUCAGUAAGUACUCCCAAAUUCGUAACGGAUUUCCAAAUUCGAUUCGAAGCCCAAUGAUUUCCGCUCCCAAAAUAGAAAAAAUAGAGACGCAACUGUGAUCAUUACGAAUCCCAGGCUGUAAAACUAAUCUACCUAGGUGGUCGAAACGUUUCAUUUGUCCACUCGUGACACUUCAAUUCUUCCCAUUUUGGACUGGAACAGGUCAGAAACAGGUCAGAGGUCCUGAGCCAUGGCGGGGGACUUGCAGGUUCUGAACGCCCUGGACGUGGCGAAGACGCAGUGGUACCACUUCACGGCGGUGAUCAUCGCCGGGAUGGGAUUCUUCACCGACGCCUACGACCUCUUCUGCAUCUCCCUCGUCACCAAGCUCCUCGGGCGCAUCUACUACCACGUCGACGGCGCACCCAAGCCGGGCUCCCUCCCGCCCAACGUCGCCGCCGCGGUCAACGGCGUCGCGCUCUGCGGCACCCUGGCGGGGCAGCUCUUCUUCGGGUGGCUGGGGGACAAGCUGGGGAGGAAGAAGGUGUACGGCCUCACCCUGAUGCUGAUGGUGAUCUGCUCCGUCGCGUCGGGGCUCUCGUUCGGGCACGAGCCCAAGUCCGUGAUGGCCACGCUCUGCUUCUUCCGCUUCUGGCUCGGGUUCGGGAUCGGCGGCGACUACCCGCUCUCCGCCACCAUCAUGUCCGAGUACGCCAACAAGAAGACACGCGGCGCGUUCAUCGCCGCCGUCUUCGCGAUGCAGGGGUUCGGCAUCCUCUCCGGCGGUGUCUUCGCCAUCAUCAUCUCCUCCGCCUUCAACUUCUGGUUCAGGGCCCCGCCCUACGAGGUCGACCCCGCCGCCUCCACCGUACCGCAGGCCGACUUCGUCUGGCGGAUCAUCCUCAUGGUCGGCGCUCUGCCGGCUCUGAUGACGUACUACUGGCGGAUGAAGAUGCCGGAGACCGCGCGGUACACCGCCCUGGUCGCCAAGGACGUGGGGCGCGCCAACAAGGACAUGGCCAAGGUGCUGGACACGGAGAUCGAGGCGGCCGUGGUGGAGCAGAAGCCGCCGGCAGCGGAGGAGGAGGAGAUUAUUGCGAGCCGCCGCCAACAACAGCAGCAGGGGUACGGUCUCUUCUCCCGCGAAUUCCUCCGGCGGCACGGGACCCACCUGCUGGGGACCACCACCACGUGGUUCCUGCUGGACAUCGCCUUCUACAGCCAGAACCUGUUCCAGAAGGACAUCUUCAGCGCCGUGGGGUGGAUCCCGCCGCCGCAGACCAUGAACGCGAUCCAGGAGGUGUACAGGAUCGCCAGGGCCCAGACGCUGAUCGCGAUGGUCAGCACGGUGCCGGGUUACUGGUUCACGGUGGUGCUGAUCGACGUGAUCGGCAGGUUCGCCAUCCAGCUGAUCGGGUUCUUCUUCAUGACGGUGUUCAUGUUCGCCCUGGCCAUCCCGUACGACCACUGGAGGCAGAGCGGCAACCGCAUCUGGUUCGUGGUGCUGUACGCGCUGACCUUCUUCUUCGCCAACUUCGGCCCCAACGCGACGACGUUCGUGGUCCCCGCGGAGAUAUUCCCGGCGCGGGUGAGGUCGACGUGCCACGGGAUAUCGGCGGCGUCCGGGAAGCUCGGGGCGAUCGUGGGGGCGUUCGGGUUCCUGUAUCUGGCGCAGGAUCAGGACAAGGCCAAGGCGGAUGCAGGUUACCCGGCCGGGAUCGGGGUGAGGAACUCGCUCAUUGUGUUGGGAUUCGUCAACUUGCUGGGGCUGCUGUUCACGUUCUUGGUGCCGGAAUCCAAAGGGAAGUCGUUGGAGGAGAUGUCUGGAGAGCAGGAGGAUGACGACUCUGCUUCCAACAACAACAAUAAUAGGACUGUUCCAGUCGUUUAGGCGGAAAGCUUUUAGAUCAUUUCAGUUCUAGUUGCAGACACGGAUCUUGUUGAGUGAGUGAAUUUGAGCUUUUUUUUAAGAAAACAAAUAUGCUAUGGAGGGGAAUAACUUGAAAAUGCCCGGGUUUGAGUAAGUUAUGUAUGUGUCCUUUGUGUGUGUUGUUUGUUCCCUUCCUCUUUGGUUUGAGGAUUAGAUGGCCCUUUGGGAUUUGUAGUAGCUAGCAAAUUUUUAUUUGUAGCGAUUUCUCUUUUAACAUACGGGGAGAUCGAAGUGUUUAAAGUUGGAGUGUUUUGUAGUUGUGGUGUGUUAUAUAUACUAGAAACAAAACCCGCGGUAAUUAGCACUUUCGUGAUCAAUGGAUGGCCAGUUUAGGACACUGUGGAAUCAGGGGUAUGUAGUAUUGUCUGAGGUAAGGAGGUGGAGACCUAUGUAUGUGUCAGUUCCAUCUCGUAAUCAAUACUAGCAAAGACC
Messenger RNA from Linum trigynum, 3782 nucleotides. Lineage: Eukaryota; Viridiplantae; Streptophyta; Magnoliopsida; Malpighiales; Linaceae. The record is from the annotation of a GenBank genome assembly.